CAAAUUGGAUAAUCGGAGAGUCGGCGGUUCAAAGGUCGAAUUGAAGUUGGUUCCGGAGCAGCUGGGGGUCACACAGAGGGGGAGUGAAACCUAAAAGAUUUCAAAAUGCUGUUACGUAGGGUAUUGCACAUCGGAGGGUUAACAAUGAAACACAGCAGAUCCAUCCACCACAGUCCUGUAUGGAGGAGUCCUCUUAUACCUAUAGUUGUGGAGCAGACAGGGAGAGGAGAACGAGCAUAUGACAUCUACUCUCGCCUCCUGAGGGAGAGAAUCAUUUGUGUAAUGGGACCUAUUGAUGAUUCUGUAGCCAGUCUGGUUAUUGCCCAGCUGCUCUUCCUACAAUCAGAAAGCAACAACAAACCCAUCCACAUGUACAUCAACAGUCCUGGCGGUGUCGUGACAGCAGGUCUGGCCAUUUACGACACCAUGCAGUACAUCCUUAAUCCCAUCUCCACCUGGUGUGUUGGCCAGGCAGCCAGCAUGGGGAGCUUGCUCCUGGCAGCAGGAACAACAGGGAUGAGGCAUUCACUGCCCAACGCCCGCAUCAUGGUUCACCAGCCUUCAGGAGGCGCCAGGGGUCAGGCCACAGAUAUCGCCAUCCAGGCUGAGGAGAUCCUGAAACUGAAGAGACAGAUCAAUAACAUCUAUUCCAAACACACGGGGCAGCCACUGGAAACCAUUGAGAGUGUGAUGGAAAGGGAUCGCUACAUGAGUCCCAUGGAGGCACAGGACUUCGGUCUCAUAGACCGGGUCCUGGUCCACCCACCCCAGGCAGGCCAGGAUGAGCCUGAGCUGGUGCAGAAAGACCCAGCAGCAGCCGCAGCCAGUUCCUCUCCAACUCCAGAGUCUCCAGGCCCUGAGCAGGCAUCCCCAGGGACAAAUCCCCCCUCUUCAUACAAACCCGAGCCAUGAACCCACCAUAGCAGAGCUGUCUGAGUUCUGCAAGCACUUCUUCAUGAUUCAGUGCCUGACAGUGCCUGACAGUUCCUGAGAGCAAGGCCCAUCCUCCGUGGUGGGUUUCUCUUGUCUUAAGUAGCUUCUUUCUUCCCCCUACAGUAACAACACUAUGCAGACUACACGUGUGCAGGCACAAUGCUGGCUUCAUGCACAGUCAUCAGAAAGUAACAUCUUUACAUUCAGUGAAUAAUUAAAAACUAAACUGUACUGGAUACAGUUUCAUUUUUAAUUAUUUGUGAGAUGUUUAUACCUGCAGUCUAUGAAAUAAAUGACAGUGAAAUUUUACAUGACUGUAAAAACCAGCAAUAAUCCGUAAUUUAUUUUUUGACUCUACACGCAAAUUGUUCAUUACUCAAUCCUGUGGGAGAGUAUUGUAUUUCAGUUGAGUUGUUCUUAAUUCUUGCAGAGCGGAAGCUAAAGGAGAUACUCUACUUUACACAGGUUUUUUGGGGGAAAAGGAAGCCAUCUUGUUCUAUACCUCCCUGCUGCAGAAAUGUCCACUGAAGAGUGCAGAGGACCUUGUAUUACCUGUUUGAAUAUUCAUAUUUGUAAUAAAUAUGA
Molecule: messenger RNA, 1518 nt
Organism: Xiphias gladius (swordfish)
Lineage: Eukaryota; Metazoa; Chordata; Actinopteri; Istiophoriformes; Xiphiidae
Product: caseinolytic mitochondrial matrix peptidase proteolytic subunit
Exons: 7
Coding region: 106-912 (268 amino acids)
Biological process (GO): protein quality control for misfolded or incompletely synthesized proteins
Cellular component (GO): endopeptidase Clp complex
Molecular function (GO): ATPase binding; ATP-dependent peptidase activity; serine-type endopeptidase activity
Source: RefSeq, a predicted model, not a curated record